Molecule: messenger RNA, 1032 nt
Organism: Spodoptera frugiperda (fall armyworm)
Lineage: Eukaryota; Metazoa; Arthropoda; Insecta; Lepidoptera; Noctuidae
Exons: 5
Coding region: 1-699 (232 amino acids)
Source: RefSeq, a predicted model, not a curated record
AUGACACCAGGCGCGCUUCUGGCACUGGUCAUUUGUCGCCUAGCGCUCGCAGAGCCUCUCCAAGAGAUAGAAGAUUCUAAGGAAGAUCCAAAAUCCGCGCCUACCGUGGAGCUACUGAUAUCGUUGCUGUCAGGAGCAGCGGACUCUAGCGAGCGACAGAACCGCGCACGGCUUGACGAUGACGGGCCAUUCAGCGACAUACCCGACAGUGCCUUCACGCUAGACGAGGGGAUUCGCGUCAAUUUGGACCCUGCACCGCUUCCAACCCCUGCUUCUAAGUGGGACGAAGCUGACGAUGAUAGACUAGACUACUAUCAGCCGCGGUCUAUUUAUUUGGGCAGCUCGAAACAGCAAAGUGAGCGGCCCCCAGAUGUGUGGCGCGCCUGUCAAGGUUUAGCACGGGAGCGGACCGGCCCGGCAUAUGAUGUGCUACUGAUGCUGUGUGCUGAAUUACUGGAUGCGGCCGCCCCGCCCAGCGCACAGCGAGGACAAUAUUCACCGCGUGCCACUGACCCUGUGGACUCCAGUACGCCAUGCUCGUGUUGCACCGAGGCGUCAAACCUGGAGCAGAACGCGCGACGUGACUUCAUGCCGAUGGGCGACGAUGCCGACUUGGUGCUGCGGUACAUCAGGGCGCCGCGCAGACGGCACCCGGUGAUAAUGCCACCGCCGCCGUGGGCGGGUGACAUACAAGACUAACUAGAUGUUGGUUGAUAGGCUCAUCCAUAUUAUGUUACUUGAAGGUAGACUUAAGAUAUAUGAUUAAAUAAAAGGUUUAGUUUUCUCGUUUUAAUAAAUGUUCCUACUUAAGGUAAGCGUCCACAUGCCGGCAUCGUACGCAUUCCAUAUGAGGUUAUCAGUACGCAUCGCAUGUAUACAUUGCCGAUGAUGCAGUCCGUACGAUGCGGAUCAGUGGACGCAGUUGUAUGAGUUUCUAUACAAGACAAACUAAAAUCCGUUGCGUGCGAUGCGUACGACGCGGGCCUGUGGACGCGUACCUUUACUCAUAAUAAAAUAAUAUUAUCUUCUCUA